This is a messenger RNA of Microthlaspi erraticum, 1131 nucleotides long. Lineage: Eukaryota; Viridiplantae; Streptophyta; Magnoliopsida; Brassicales; Brassicaceae. The record is from the annotation of a GenBank genome assembly.
AUGCUGUUGUCCAAUCUUGCAGAGGAUGUCGUAGAGGAGAUACUUUCUAGGGUUCCAGCAAAAUCUCUAAAACGAUUUCAAUCUACUUGCAAACAAUGGAACCCAUUAUUCAAUGAUGAUAGCUUCACGAAGAAGCACUUUGAGAAAGCAGCAAAAGAAGCUUUGGUUCUCAUGGUAAGGAAUUUUAGAGUUUAUUCUGUGAGUUUUGAUCUCAGUGGAAUUCACAACAACAUUGAUCAUGCGACUAUAAAGCCUAAGGGUGAGUUUAGCCUACUUGGCGAUUAUAACCGUGACAUCUUUCACUGCAACGGCUUAUUGCUAUGCACCAAGAACAAGGAGAGCAGUAAUGACGUCGGCGAUAGAGUCGUGGCUUAUAACCCGUGUACGAGGCAGACCAAGUGGAUAGAACUCAGUAGUGUUCACAAAGAAAUCGAUAAGAUUGCUUUCGGAUACAAAAACAACGAAUCAGGUUGUCACAGCUACAAAAUCUUGAUGUUUACAUGUUACAAACCUGUUUUUGAUAAGUUUAAUAUCUAUGAGUUUAGCUCUAAUUCGUGGAGAGUUCUUUAUGGCAUCACCCGUGACUGGAACGCUGCGUCUGAUGACGGUGGCUUGUCGUUCAAGGGAAACACUUAUUGGAUUGCUUCGGAUAGAGAGAAUAUCCUCGAUGAGUUGUUUGUGUUAAGAUUCGAUUUCACAGAAGAGAGAUUUCAACGUUUGCGUCUGCCGUUUACGUCUACUCGUAGCAGCGAUAUGGUUGUACUAUCUACUGUGAGAGAGGAGCAACUUGCGGUGCUGUUUAAGGACACUGUUGGAUCAACGAUGGGAAUAUGGUUAACCAAUAAGAUUGAUGAUGAUGAGCCCAACAACGUGUCGUGGUGCAUGUUCUUUAAAGUUGAUUUGCAUGAGAAAUAUAGGGUUUCGCAUUCGAUGAGUUUCGUGGUGGACGAGGAGAAUAAAUUGGCAGUGUGUUGUGAUAGGUACCUUGAAGGAUGUGAUUUUAACUCUAGAAUUUACAUUUCUCGAGAGGAUGAAUUCAGACAAGUGGAUCUUCUUGGAGACUUUGUAAUCCAACCAAAACAUUAUUGGACUUUUUUGUUCACUUAUGUUCCAAGUUUGGUCCAAAUCUAA